AUUUGGCAUCUUUAAUCAUCAAGAAUAUACAAAAAAGUCUUAAAAUCAAUUCGAUUUUAAUAAUCUCUCUCUUUCAUUCUGUCUUUGCGCCAAUACCAUUUACCUCUCCAGUCUCCACCAUUUACGUAAUUAUUGUUAGUUACUCCUUCUCCCAGACGUUUCAAGUAAUCUUUUUUGUUCAUUUUUGUUUAUCACAUUUUGCUUUACGAAAGUCAAUUCAAAUAAAUUUUAAAGUUAAAUUAAAUUAGAUUAAUUUGAUAUUUUAAAAUUUUAAAUUUAAAUAUUCAAAAAUUAUAGGAAAGAUAUUAUGAAUAGCAAUCUUUCUUAUAUUAAUAUGAAGAAAAAAAUCAUCUUAAAAAUAUUAAUUAAAAUUUAUGCAAUUUAACUCUUGAAAUGUGAAAAGUAAAAAUGAACUAAAAAAAGAGAGUUGUUUAUUAAGUUUUUAAAAAAAAAAUCUAAAAUUUUAGUUUGGUAAUGGUAAAAGUAACUUUGUCAAUUCUCAGGUUUUCUCAUAUUUUAAUUUGCUUAUCAUUCAUCACAUCAGUUCUUUAAAGUUAUUCAUAACUUUCCCAAAAAUCAAAAGUAAGAAUAUGUUAAUUACAGGUUAGAGAAAGUUCUUAAUUUUCAUUUUUUAUAAACUCAGAUCAGUCCAUAAGCUAUGUCGAUAUUUGUCCAUAUUAUAUCGUGCUCAUUAUACGAUCCUUAAGUUUGCAUUUAAUACACACUUUUGUUCCAAAUAGCUAUCUUGCUAUUAUUUGUUUUAAUUUAUUUUGUUACUUCUUUGUUUUUAUUGGUUGAGCCGUUUCAGGAAUAACCUAUCUAAGAUAGAGGUAAUAUAUUACUUAAUAUUUAUGUACUCUCUAUCUCUUUUAAAUUUCUUUUUGUGAAAUUAUACGGAGUAUAUUAUCAAUGUUAUUAAACCUUUUAAUAUCUACUUUAAAUUUUAAUCCAAAAUAAAAAUGGUUAGAUAAAACAUGAAAACAUAGCUCACAGCUACUGAAUCCUAGUAGCAGUAACAUCCAAAUCUCUGCCUCAUUAUCAGCUUCCUCUCUCUCUCUCUAAAUCUCAGUUUGUCAUAAUGUUUGCUUCAACAACAAUUCCCUCAACCAUCUACACCUUUGUUUCAUUCAUAUUUGAAGCUCAAAGAUUGAAUCUUGAAGCCUUCUGUUGAAGCUCAAAGAUGGAAUCUUGAAGCUUUUUUCAUCAACCCAACGUUUGUUUUCAUUCAUAUUUGAAGCUCAAAUAUGGAAUCUUGAAGCUUUUUCCAUAAACCCAACGUUUGUUUUCAUUCAUAUUUGAACCUCAAAGAUGGAAUCUUGAACCCCUUUUCAUUUCACAGAAAAAUCACUGACAUGGGUACUAGCAAGCAAAGAUGGAGGAUUUCCUUUCACAAAUCUCCAUCAAAACACCCAGACAUUCCUAUAGAAUUCAUCUGUUCUAUUUCUGGUUCUCUCAUGGCUGACCCUGUAGUUGUCUCUUCUGGCCAUACAUUUGAACGCCACUGUGUUCAUGCCUGCAAAUCACUGUCCUUUACACCUCUUCUUCCUGAUGGCUCUGUCCCUGAUUUCUCCACCAUCAUCCCUAACUUAGCUCUCAAAGCCACAAUUCUCAAUUUCUGCCGUUCUUCUUUUCUUGAUCCUCCAAAACCCAUCAAUUUUCUCACAGCUGAAAAUCUUGUAUUCACGUUAAUGGCCACCCAAAAGGCCAAGAACCGGUUUGCUCAGCCGGAAACUGAGUUACACCGGGCGCAGAGUCAAAUAUCAGUGAGUUCUGAGGAAUCUGUGACUCCAAGGAGUGGACCUACUUGUUACUCUUCGUCUUCGGCGUCUGAUGUUGAUAACCUCAACACUAGUUCCAUUGAAGAAGAUGAACUUGUUGGGAAGUUAAAGAGUUCUAAUGUAUCUGAACAAGAAGAAGCUCUUAUCUCGUUUAGGAAAUUGACCCGAACCCGUGAAGAAACCCGGUUCGGGUUGUGCACUCCUCGUGUGCUGUCAGCGUUGCGGGUACUCAUUACCUCAAGGUAUGCUUCUGUACAAGUUAAUUCAGUAGCUGCAUUGGUGAAUUUGUCGUUAGAGAAUCGAAACAAGGUGAAAAUUGUUCGUUCUGGAAUUGUUCCAUGUUUGAUUGAUGUGCUGAAAAGUGGAUUUCAAGACUCACAGGAACAUGUUGCUGGUGCACUUUUUAGUUUAGCGUUAGAUGAUCAGAACAAGACUGCAAUUGGGGUUUUGGGUGCACUGCCUCCACUUCUUCAUGCCCUUCGCUCCGAUUCGGAGCGAACUAGGCAUGAUUCGACUUUGGCUUUGUAUCAUCUUUCUUUGGUUCAGAGUAACAGGGCUAAGUUGGUGAAACUCGGGGCGGUUCAGGCAUUAUUGGGAAUGGUUAAAACGGGUCAUAUGAUGGGUAGGAUCCUGUUGAUACUUUGUAACCUGGCAGUCAGUUCUGAAGGGAGAGCAGCAAUGCUUGAUGGGGGUGCAGUGGAGUGUUUUGUAUGUAUGUUGAGAAAGGGGGAGUUUGAUUCGGAGUCAACUCGUGAGAAUUGUCUUGCUGCAUUAUAUGGACUAAGUCAUGGUGGGCUUAGGUUUAAAGGGUUGGCUAAAGAGGCUGCUGCGGAGGAGUUGUUGAUACAAGUUGAGGAAAUGGGAAGCCAAAGGGCCAAGGAAAAAGCUAGAAAGAUAUUGGAGGUUUUGAGGCAGAAGGAUGAAGAGGAGGAGGAAGUUGAUUGGGAGAAACUGCUUAACUCGGAUGAUGAUACGAGUCAAACACGGUUAAGUUCUUCAUAGCUCUUGUUUGUUUUUGUUUCUUCAUUGUCUGCUAUUUCAUUAUUUUCUGAGAAAUGGCUUGUAAUUAGGCACGGCGUUCUCUUUGCAUAGCUGUUGAUAGCAUGAUUUUGGUUUUGGUUUUGCUCUUCUGUCUUCUGAGAUCAUGUGACAGUCGACAGGGUAAAUAAUGUUGGAGUGUAAAGAAAAGAUUCUGAACAGUGUGUGUUUUUGGACAAAAGAGGUUGUCUUUAAAAUGAACUCAUCGUCUCCUAAUACUCUUCCAUUAAUGCUAUCUUCACUUUUCUUGUU
Capsicum annuum is the source of this 3068-nucleotide messenger RNA. Its product is annotated as U-box domain-containing protein 40. The record is from RefSeq and is a predicted model, not a curated record. NCBI's taxonomy places the organism in Eukaryota, Viridiplantae, Streptophyta, Magnoliopsida, Solanales, Solanaceae. Bases 1353 to 2780 code for a protein of 475 amino acids. Gene Ontology annotation, cellular component: nucleus; cytoplasm. The transcript has a single exon. Gene Ontology annotation, molecular function: ubiquitin-protein transferase activity; protein binding. Gene Ontology annotation, biological process: protein ubiquitination.